Messenger RNA from Girardinichthys multiradiatus, 1244 nucleotides. Its product is annotated as adenosine receptor A1-like. Gene Ontology annotation, cellular component: dendrite; synapse; membrane. The transcript has 2 exons. Lineage: Eukaryota; Metazoa; Chordata; Actinopteri; Cyprinodontiformes; Goodeidae. Gene Ontology annotation, biological process: G protein-coupled adenosine receptor signaling pathway. The coding region runs from base 17 to 1009 and encodes 330 amino acids. Gene Ontology annotation, molecular function: G protein-coupled adenosine receptor activity. The record is from RefSeq and is a predicted model, not a curated record.
ACCAUCAACCUGCAAGAUGAACCAGUCAGAGAGCCCCAUGGAAAUUGAAAAAACGAUUUACGUUUUUGUGGAAGUCCUCAUAGCAGGGUUCUGCUGUCUGGGGAACGUGUUGGUUGUUUUGGCUCUGUGGAAAACUAGAAUGGUCCAACAACCCACUUACUGCCUUAUUGUCUCUCUGGCUGUGGCUGACUUUCUUGUUGGAGCCGUGGCCAUACCGUUAGCUGUGCUUGUGGAUGGGCGAGUAAAGACUUCAUUCCACACUUGUCUCUUCAUCAGCUGUGUGGUCAUCCUGCUGACGCUAGUCUCUGUUCUCUGUCUGACGGCCAUUGCAGUGGACCGUUACCUGCGUCUCUCCCUCCCUUUCUGGUACAAAAGGACUGUAACCUGGAGGCAUUCUUACUACGUGGCUGCUGCAUCCUGGCUUCUUGCAUUCCCGCUGAGCUUUACCCCCAUGUUUGGAUGGCAUUCAACCCCUCUAAACUCUUCAAGAUCAGAACCGUGCACGUUUAUAAAAGUGAUUCCCUCAGACUACCUGGUGUAUUUUAACUUUUUCCUCUGCACCUUAACACCAUUGCUGGUGAUGACUGUAUUGUACAGCUAUGUUUUCUGUCACGUUCGAGAAAAUCUCAGAGAGAAACCAGGCAAUGGUGCCCAAAACCAGUCUCGAAGCUACCUAAGGAAAGAGAAAAAGCUGGCGUCAUCUCUGUCUCUGGUCUUGGCCCUUUUUGCCCUUUCCUGGCUACCUCUUCACAUUAUGAACUGUAUCACAUUUUUUAAAGGGUCACAAACUGUAAACCAUAUAGCUAUCCAUGUCGGCAUUGCCCUUUCUCAUGCUAAUUCGGCAGUAAACCCAGUUGUGUAUGCAUUUAAAAUGAAGAAGAUCAAGAGAGCAUACAUAAACAUCUGGAGACGGUAUACUACCUGUGAAGGAGAAUAUCAAGGAUCUCAGAGCAGCAAGACUGAUAAUGGGCCCGGCUGCAACAAUAUCAGUGAGACCGAUGACAACUAAAGAACAUUAUCUGAGAACAUGCUGCAGCUUUUUCAUUCUUGCUAAGGUUUUUAUUAACACUGAUCAUUGUGGUGUAUUUAGGAAUGGUAAUAAUGUAUUUCUGAAUAUGUUAUUGUUGAUGAUGAUAUCAGUUGAUUUGUUGAUGAUGAUAUCAGUAUAUGACUCGUAAUGGUGUGUAUUUAAAUAAUUUUGAAGGUGAUCAUAUUGGCAUAUCAAUAAAUAGUGAAUCAAUCUA